AUGACGAUCCACUGGAAGGGUCUCUACGACCCCUCAAUUGGCCCGCCGCCCCCCCGGAACUCCCACCAGGACCGCCCAACGCUGCUGGUGACAUGGUGGUGCUCGUCACUGUGCCUGUUCAUCAUUGUGUCCCGGGUGGUGGGCAGGUUCGCGAGGACGAUGAAGAUUUUCAAUGAUGAUAAAUGGAUGGCGGCUACGGCGGUGCCCUUGAUGAUCAGGAUGGGACUGAUCCAUGCGGUGCUGGUGCUGGGGACGAAUAAUGCGGACACGACCGGAAUGACUGACGAGGAGGUGAGGAAGAGGGUUUUGGGGAGUAAGCUGGUGCUGGCAGCGAGGGUGUGGUAUGCUGUGUUUAUUUGGAGCCAGAAGUUUUGCAUCACGGAGUUUUACAAGCGCCUUACGGUGCAUGUGUGGGAUCGACACUACGAGAUCGGGCUAAAGGUCCUGCGGUGGAGCUUACUCGUUACGUUUGCAGCAGCGUGUAUCAGUAUUUUCGCGGAGUGGCAGGUUAAACCAGACCCAGGACCGCAAUGCCGUGUUUCAUACGUUCCUCUUGUCACCCUUGGAAGUUUAAACGUCUUCACCGACCUCCUCCUCGUCAUCUUCCCCAUUCCAGCCAUCUGCCGCUCCGGGAUGCGUACACGAACAAAGUUCCACAUGAUAUUCCUCUUCUCCCUCUCCCUCCUCCCCGUUGCAACAACACUCUAUCGCGUCCCCUCCAUCAUCCGUCUCCAAGGAACCUACUCCCAAGCAUACCGCACGCUCUGGGCAUCAAUCGAGAGCCUAGCAGCAUGCGUCUGCGCCAACGCCGUCAUCCUAAACUCCUACGCCCGCGACCGCGGGCCCAAGAAGAAGAAGUUUCGGGCACCGAGUGAUGGCGAGGACGCCAUGGACCGGCGGAGCGUCAUGCUGGGGAACCUCUAUUGGGGCAGCGAUGAAGACCUUGCCAGAGACGUGGGCAUGGGCAUCGAUGCGGAUUUGUUGAGCCUCGCUGAGAGGAGCUCAAGGUCGUCGGGGUUCCCGUCGCCGGUGGCGUUUAAGGCGCCGACAUAUAACCGCUCGGAUCUGCCGCGGUACAACGAUAAAGACCAAACCCCGCCGUCGACCUCGCCGAAGAAGGAGGAGCCGGACAUGGAGUGGGGUGGGGAGCCGCGGGACCUUCCGGUGCCGGAGAGGAUGCAUAGUAACCGUGGGAGACGGCAGGUUUCGUUUUACGACGUGGGAGGACUACUUGGUGAGAGGCGCGAGAGCACUGGGAGUGAUUCGGGUGCGACUACGGUUGUGGAGAGCGGGGAGGGGGGACAGAUGAUGCUGAAUGAUGUUGGGGGAUUGUUGGGUGGGCAGCGAUGA
Molecule: messenger RNA, 1350 nt
Organism: Morchella sextelata
Lineage: Eukaryota; Fungi; Ascomycota; Pezizomycetes; Pezizales; Morchellaceae
Exons: 6
Coding region: 1-1350 (449 amino acids)
Source: RefSeq, a predicted model, not a curated record